CUCCCCCCCCUCCUCUUCCUCCCCCUUCCCCCUUCUGCCCGUCCUCCUUUCUCCGCAGAUGUCCUCCGCUUCGCACUGUGCGCCUUCAGGUGGCUCCUUCGCAAACCCCGGCGGCGGAGAGGCGAAGGUCUUCGCCAGCUCUCCGGCGGGGAGGGCCUGGACCAGCGCGGCUGGCACGCUGGACGGCUUCACCUGCCUCACCGCGGACUUCGGCAGGUCGGCCGACGGCGCGGACCCCCUGGUGGCCCUGGGCGGCGCCAGCGGACGCGUCUGCGUGCUCCAGGCCUCGGCCGCCGCCGAGGCCGCCGCUGCCGCGGGCGCCGGCGAGGGCAGCGCGGGUGCCGCGGCGGCCGGGGGCGGAGCGCCGGCGGCCCCGGUCGGCGGCAUGUCGCGCUCUGCCUCGGCGCCCCGCCCGGACCGUGGCAGCGACUUCCACCGGCGGUCGUCCCACGCGAGGAGCAGGACCAUGAGGCUGGAGCCUCUCGAGGGGAAGGCGCCCUCGCUCGAGCUGCCGCCCCUGGAGGGGGCCACGGCUCGGCAGAGCGCGGGGGACAAGGCCGGCGCCCCCGCGCAGGAGCUCCAGGCGGCGCCGCAGGCGCCGCCGGCGUCCCUGCUGUCUCGCAGGCGGCCCAGCAAGGUGGCGUUCCGCCUGGACGCCGUGGACGCCUGCGAGGAGGCGGCGCAGAAGGACUGCCCGUCGUCAAAGUGUCUGGCCAGGCGGAUGUGGAGCGACCACCGUCCUGCCACCAUGGCGGAGCACGGGAUCUUCGUGCUCUUCUGA
Molecule: messenger RNA, 781 nt
Organism: Prorocentrum cordatum
Lineage: Eukaryota; Dinophyceae; Prorocentrales; Prorocentraceae
Source: the annotation of a GenBank genome assembly